Molecule: messenger RNA, 1289 nt
Organism: Caenorhabditis sp. 36 PRJEB53466
Lineage: Eukaryota; Metazoa; Nematoda; Chromadorea; Rhabditida; Rhabditidae
Source: the annotation of a GenBank genome assembly
AUGGAUUCACGGGUAUGGCUGCCGCUGAUCGGAGCACAUCUGCUGCCCCGAGACAUUAACGUCAUCACUCAGGUGAGAUUCGGACAAACUGACACCGAAAGUCGAGUUGAAUGUUCAGAUCUUUGCGAACAACAACAACACUCAUUCGUUGGUGACUAGCAGCAGUAUCAGCAGCAAACCCGAAGAGAAGAACUCGAAAAAGGUAACCGCGCCCUGUUGAUAAACCUUUUUCUAUCUUUUUUUUAAAAACAGUUUCUCAUCGAACGAUUCCUCGACGAUGAGCCCUCUUCUCCAGUUCUUUCGCCGUCUCCCCAGGCAGCCAUACCCAGUGUAAGACCCUUUGGUCCCACCUCCACUGUCCACUCUUUCCAGCCGAUUCUCCCGUCCGCCGUUGAAUUCGUCAACGGCGGCUACGGAGUCAAGAACCCGCUUGCUCCGCUCAUAAACUCCCUGGAAACACCGUCCUCCGUCGCCGCGUCCACCUCUCUUCUCAUCUCGUCGACGAUCCACGAGGAGUCGUCCGAUUCGUUGACGUGUCACAUUUGCGGCAAGAAGUUCGGAUUGCAACGUCUUCUGAACCGGCACAUCAAGUGUCACAGCGACCUGAAACGGUAUCUGUGCACAUUUUGCGGCAAGGGAUUCAACGACACUUUCGAUCUGAAAAGACACACGCGAACGCAUACAGGUUGGUGCGGAGGCAAAAGGCACUUUGCCUCUCUUUCGCCUCCUUAUUUUUCAUCGUUAUAACCACUAAUUUGUCGCGCCUUUUCUUCUCCUCCGUUGACUUACGGUCGGAAAGAACUCACUUUGCGUGUCUCCGUCCCUCUCUCUCUCUCUCUCUCUCUCUCUCUCUCUCUCUCUCUCUCUCUCUCUCGCAGGUGUCAUUGAAAUGAUUCUCUAUUGAGGCGGAAUAUUCGCGUAAAUUGCCUGCACUUCUUCUAGAAUCCGAUUCAGGUGUCCGUCCGUACAAGUGCGAGCAGUGCGAGAAGUCGUUCACUCAACGGUGCUCUCUGGAAUCCCACCUCCGGAAAGUGCACGGCGUCACUCAUCAGUACGCUUAUAAAGAGCGUCGGAGCAAGGUGAGUCCAACUUGCGACGACAUCGUUAAAUGAAUUAUUCUUCAGGUGUUUGUCUGUGAAGACUGCGGGUACACCGACGAAAAGUUCGAGGUGUAUUUGUCGCACAUCAAGACGGUCCACCCGUUCUCCGCCGCGUAUCUCCGGUUCACACAGCUUCAGAAGAAGGGCGCAGUGACUCCAAAGCAAACAGUUUCCAAGAUCUCCUCCUAG